Vidua macroura (Pin-tailed whydah) is the source of this 856-nucleotide messenger RNA. RefSeq names its product trypsin I-P1-like. The coding region runs from base 1 to 750 and encodes 249 amino acids. Gene Ontology annotation, biological process: proteolysis. The transcript is spliced from 5 exons. The record is from RefSeq and is a predicted model, not a curated record. Lineage: Eukaryota; Metazoa; Chordata; Aves; Passeriformes; Viduidae. Gene Ontology annotation, molecular function: serine-type endopeptidase activity.
AUGAAGUGUCUGCUGCUUCUCGCCUUUAUUGGGGUGGCUGUUGCCUUCCCCACCUUUGCUGAAGAUGAUGAUGACAAGAUUGUGGGAGGCUACACCUGUGCAAAGAACUCUGUGCCCUAUCAGGUGUCCCUGAAUUCUGGAUAUCACUUCUGUGGAGGUUCCCUCAUCAGCAGCCAGUGGGUCCUGUCAGCUGCUCACUGCUACAAAUCUCGCAUCCAAGUGCAGCUCGGGAAAUCUAACCUGGAGGCCACCGAAUCCACGCAGCAGUUUAUCAACUCUGCUAAAGUCAUCCGCCACUCUGGCUACAGCCCCUACACCCUGGACAAUGACAUCAUGCUCAUCAAGCUGGCCACCCCAGCCACGCUCAACAAAGCUGUCCAAACCAUUGCUCUGCCUACCAGCUGCGUGGCCACCGGCACCACCUGCCUGAUCUCUGGCUGGGGCAACACUCUCAGCAGUGGCAUCAACUACCCGGACGAAUUGCAGUGCCUGAAGGCUCCGGUCCUCUCUGCUGCCGACUGCUCUGAUGCCUACCCUGGGCAAAUUACCAAGAACAUGAUGUGUGUAGGAUUCCUGGAGGGAGGAAAAGACUCCUGCCAGGGAGAUUCCGGCGGUCCUGUGGUCUGCAAUGGAGAGCUCCAGGGCAUUGUCUCCUGGGGUAUUGGAUGUGCCCAGCAGGGCUAUCCCGGAGUUUACACCAAGGUUUGCAACUACGUCUCCUGGAUCCAGUCCACCAUUGCCUCCAACUGAGAUGCUUGUUUGGUGGGACAUGUAUUUUCUCAUCAUCAUUUCUAUUCUUUUGUGUCUGGACAAGCAAAAAUUAUGAGAAAUUAAUAAAGACUUUCAGGCACCCCUA